AAUAAUGAAUCCUUUUUACGCUCAGAUUCUUCUUCAUCUCCUCUGCUUCCUCAGCUUAUCGUUCAGCCAUCUCCACCCGCUCGAUCCUCUGAAGCCCUCCGAAAUCUGCGCCAUCCGCACCAUAAUCAAAUCUUCCCUUCUUGGCUCCUCGGAUUCGCCCUUCGGCUUCCACUACGUCGGUCUCGACGAACCCGACAAAUUAGCCGUUCUAUCAUGGCAGUCAGACCCCUCUUCCCAUCCGCUCCCUCCCCGCAGGGCAUUCGUAAUUCUGCGCGCCGGUGGCCAAACCCAUGAGCUAUACAUCGACGUCGCCAACAACUCUAUCGCAUCACAUAGCAUCCACUUGGGAAGCGGCUACCCGAUGGUCAAUUUGGAGGAACAGAGCGCGGUAGCAUUGCUUCCCUUCAGCUAUAGCCCCUUUGUUGAGUCUGUGAAGAAGAGAGGGGUUGAGCUAAGGGAGGUAUUAUGCACCACCAACAGCGUGGGGUGGUAUGCGGAGAGGGUUUAUGAUGGGAGGAGGGUGAUGAAGCUUCAGUGCUUUGUGGCGGGGGGAACUGUCAAUGUUUACAUGAGGCCACUCGAAGGGAUUACAAUUUUGGUGGAUUUGGAGGCUAUGGAAAUUGUGGAGUAUAAGGACAGAUUUGUUGUUCCGGUGCCGGUGGCGGCGGGCACGGAUUACAGGGCUUCAACGCAGAUACCGCCCUAUGGGCCUAGAGGGAAUCGGGUGGUGGUGGCACAGCCAGAGGGCAAGGGUUUUACGAUUCAGGGCAACUUGGUAAGAUGGGCGAAUUGGGAGUUUCACGUUGGCUUUGACGCCCGGGCUGGUCUGGUUAUCUCCCUUGCAUCAAUUAGCAAUGAAGAUAAUAGCAGAUAUCAUAGUGUUCUGUACAAAGGUUUUGUCUCGGAGCUUUUCGUUCCCUAUAUGGAUCCAUCAGAGGAAUGGUAUGACAAGACAUUCUUCGAUAACGGAGAGUACGGAUUCGGGCCGUACUCAUCUUCUCUUAAACCAACGAUCGACUGCCCAACCAACGCCGAAUAUAUGGAGGGCUAUUAUGCCAAUGGCGAUGGCUCACCGGUGCGCAUUCCCAAUGUCUUCUGCAUCUUUGAACGAUAUGCAGGGGAUACUUCCUGGCGUCAUACGGAAAUUAUGCUUCCAGAAAUAGUAAUCACGGAAGCUAGAGAGGAGGUGAGCUUAGUGGUGAGGACGGUGACCACAUCAGGGAAUUACGAUUACGUCUUCGACUGGGAAUUCAAGACCAGUGGCUCCAUCAAAGUUUUGGCUGGGCUCACAGGAUUGCUUCAGAUCCGUGCCACAGAUUACACUCAGUUCGAUCAGAUUAUCACCGAGCAACAUGGAGAAUUAGUGGCACCCAACACUAUAGGCGUUUACCACGACCACCAUGUUACCUACCACCUUGACCUCGACGUCGCCGGCCCAGUAAACUCUUUCGUUAAGGCCAGCCUCCACACAGUGAGAUCAAAAGAUGAAACCACACCGAGGAAGAGCUACUGGACCGUCAUCAAAGAGACGGCGAAGACCGAGGCCGACGGUCGGGUGAAGCUUAGCGCAGAACCACCAGCCGAGCUGCUGGUAGUGAACCCUGGAGUGAAGACUAGACUUGGCAACGCGGUUGGCUACCGACUGAUCAGCAGUGGCGCGGCAGCUACGUCUCUUCUGACAGAUGAUGACUAUCCUCAAAUAAGAGCAGCUUAUUCAAAGAAGCAAUUGUGGGUGACGCCAUAUAAUAAGAGCGAGAAGUGGGUUGCUGGACUCUAUACAGACCAAAGCCGCGGCGAGGACAACUUGGCAGCGUGGAGCAUGAGGAACCGACCCAUUGAAAAUACAGAUAUUGUAUUGUGGUAUACAAUGGGCAUCCAUCACAUUCCCAGCCAAGAAGAUUUUCCAUUAAUGCCAAUGUUGACAUGUGAUUUUGAGCUUCGUCCAUUCAAUUUCUUUGAGAGGAAUCCAUUGAUCAAUACUAAACCUUUCAAUAAUGGAUAUUGGGCCAAUUAGAAGGUUGACAAUUGCAAAUUCACAGAGGUAACAUACGAGGUUUAGCACCACUGUUUGAUUAGUGUGUUAGUUCCAUGCCGUAUUUCAACUAUUUUUAUCCAUGUUUUACAAUUUUUGUCUGUCGCAGCUCUAUUUAAGAUGCCAUUAUCUUCCCUAGAUC
Molecule: messenger RNA, 2174 nt
Organism: Dendrobium catenatum
Lineage: Eukaryota; Viridiplantae; Streptophyta; Magnoliopsida; Asparagales; Orchidaceae
Product: primary amine oxidase 1
Exons: 5
Coding region: 5-2014 (669 amino acids)
Biological process (GO): amine metabolic process
Molecular function (GO): primary methylamine oxidase activity; copper ion binding; quinone binding
Source: RefSeq, a predicted model, not a curated record